CCGUGUCCUUGUAACUACACGAAGACAACGUUGUUAAAUAAAUAAACUGAUUUAUUGUCAUGCAAUGGCAUACAAGAUCCACAGUCAAAUACAUAGCCGAUCAGUUGAAAAGAUGUGCGAGCUUGAAGGAGGUGGAAUCAUGGUAUGGCUUGUUGUUCAAGACCAACACUACUCAAGAUUGCUUCUUGAUGAAUCAAUACAUCACUGCUUGCUCCAACGUUCACAGUUUAGAUUCUGCAAUUUUUGCUUUUUCCCAGGUACAUAAUCCCAAUGUCUUCGUCUACAACGCAAUCAUCGGAGCCUUUUUGAACUUAUUUCGACCACUCGAGGGGUUGCGCUAUUAUGUGGAUAUGUUGAGGAAUGGGGUAACCCCAACUAGUUAUACAUUUUCGGCAUUAAUUAAGAGCUGCAGAGUUUUAUCUGUUGUGGGAUUUGGUGAAACUGUUCAUGGCCAGGUUUUGAAAAAUGGGUUAGCGCUUCAUGUUCACGUCCAAACCUCACUUGUUGAUUUUUACUCGAGUUUGGGGAGGGUAAUUCAGUCGAGGAAGAUGUUCGAUGAAAUGACUGACAGGGAUGGUUUUGCUUGGUCCAGUAUGAUUUCAGCAUAUGCCCGUGCUGGGGACUUGGAUUCUGCGAGGAGUGUGUUUGAUGAAAUGCCGGAAAAGAAUAAUGCCUCGUGGAAUACCAUAAUUCAUGGAUAUGUGGAAGCAGGGAAUGUGGAAUCUGCAGAAGAGUUGUUCCGAAUAAUGCCCAAAAGAGACGUGAUUUCUUGGACGACCAUGAUUAAUUGCUACUCCAAACACAAACUCUAUAGAGAGGCUCUAGAACUUUUUGAUGAAAUGAAGCGUACUGGAACUAGACCCGAUGGCGUAACAAUGGCAACGGUAAUAUCUGCCUGUGCACAUCUUGGGGUACUGGACCAAGGGAAGGAGAUGCAUCUCUAUGUUAUGCAAAACAGGUUCAAAAUUGACGUUCACAUAGGAUCUGCUUUGAUUGAUAUGUAUGCCAAGUGUGGGGUGCUGGAAAGAGCACUUGUGGUGUUCUACAAACUAGAGGAUAAAAAUCUCUUCUGUUGGAGUUCUGUGAUUGAUGGCCUUGCAGUUCAUGGAUACGCUGAGGAAGCUUUAGCAAUGUUUGACAAAAUGGACAAGGAAAAGAUCGAGCCAAAUCGCGUUAUCUUUGUCAGUGUUCUUGCAGCUUGCACUCACGCGGGAUUGGUCGAAGAAGGCAACCGAAGAUUCCUCGAAAUGACUAGUAAAUACUCCAUCCUUCCCGAAAUCGAACACUACGGGUGCAUGGUUGACCUUUUAUGCAGAGUUGGUUUAAUAGAAGAAGCACUAGUCUUGAUAAGAAGCAUGAGAAUGCAGCCCAAUUCUGUGAUAUGGGGUGCUUUGUUAGGUGGUUGUAAGCUUCACAAGAACUUAGAGAUUGCUCGAGUUGCUGUGGACAGAUUAAUGAUAUUGGAGACAGAUAGUAGUGGUUAUUUCACCCUUUUGAUUAACAUGUAUGCUGAAGCGAAUAGAUGGGCUGACGUGGCGAGAAUUAGGGCAACGAUGAAGGAGCGUGGGGUGGAGAAGAUAUUGCCUGGAUCGAGUUGGAUUGAAGUGGAAAAGAAGAUGCAUCAGUUUGCUGCUUGUGAUAAUUAUCAUCCAGCAUCACAAGAGAUUUAUUUAGUGUUGGAUGUGUUGGAUUCUCAGCUUAAGCUAAUUGGCUAUGCACCUGAUUUUGAUUUUGUCCUGUAAUGAAAAUUGUGGUAGCUUAGAACAACCUAAGAUCCCAUGUAUUCUGAGUUGGCUUGUACAAUUGGUGAUGUGCAAAUGCAUACUUGUUUCAUAGUUGGAACAUCAUUAUAGCUUGGUGAUGACAUCUUCUCCAAACUGACUUUUCUUCCGUCGCAGGUACGAUUGUAGUGACAUGUAAUAAGGGUUUUCUAGAUGCUGCACCGGAUGCACUACACCUGGUAUUAUUUAUAUCAACCCUUGGAUCACACACACACACACACACACACACACACACACACACAUGUGGGGGUGUGUGUAUGAUGGAUGGAUGUCCGCAUUGUUUGUGAUGCUUAUUACAAAGGUGAUUUAGGAGAAGAAAAAUAAGAGGCAUGAUUAUUAGUAAUUGAAAGAGUGGGAAGUGGAGGUGUAAUGAAAGACAGGAAAGAAACAUUGCCCCCACAAUUAUGUACAUUUCAGCAUGCCUCUGUCUCUCACUUUUCAAACUCUAUCAUCUUCUCUUUUAUCCUUUUCUCUUGUUACCACUGUAUUUCCUAUAUUUGUUCUUACCCAU
This is a messenger RNA of Erythranthe guttata (spotted monkey flower), 2292 nucleotides long. NCBI's taxonomy places the organism in Eukaryota, Viridiplantae, Streptophyta, Magnoliopsida, Lamiales, Phrymaceae. The record is from RefSeq and is a predicted model, not a curated record.